AUGCAGAUCACCAACUUCUUCCUCACCGCCCUGACUGCUGCUACUGCUGUCUCCGGCUCCCCCGUUACGAAGCGUGAGGUCAAGUCAAUGAUGGCGGCGGGUGUUGCGGAAUGGACCAUUGAAGCCUUUACCCGUACCUGCAAUGCCGAGGAUACCUCUUGCGACUACAGCUUCAACAUCAACACUCACAUCGCAGACCCCACCGCCUGCAAGUUCACAACUACCGGCGCACCUGCAAGCCGUGCUGCCUCAAACGCCAAAUGUGGAGUUUUCACCGUUACAUCCGGCUGGAGCGGACAGUUCGGUCCGGAUGCGGGAUUCACAACUUUCUCUGUCACGGACCAGAAGCUUAUUGUCUGGCCCGCCUACACCGACAAGCAGCUGGUCAACGGCCAGGUGGUAAACCCCGACCAAAGCUACGCUCCCCAGAACUUGCCUUAA
This is a messenger RNA of Colletotrichum fioriniae, 441 nucleotides long. RefSeq lists its product as uncharacterized. NCBI's taxonomy places the organism in Eukaryota, Fungi, Ascomycota, Sordariomycetes, Glomerellales, Glomerellaceae. The record is from RefSeq and is a predicted model, not a curated record.